AUGUUCACGACCUUGAACAAGAGCGAUCACGCGAAGCGUAAACGCAUACUAGCAGACCGCUACGCCAACAGCAACGUGAUGCGCCCCGUUUCAACCUCGGGGAUCCAAGACCGUGCCAGGUUGUUUACCAAGCUCUGCGAGGAGUCGGUCGGGCGGAGCCUUGACAUUUUUGUCGCUUCGGAUGACAGCUUGCAGAACCGGCUUAUCCAGUUCUAUAGCCCUAGAGCGCAUAAGCUGAUUUCCAAGGCGCUCUACUUCCUCGCCAAGCCUCGCGAAACACCCUUGGCCGACGAGUUCGUGUUGAACGCGAGCAGACAGCCCGAUCCAGAACACUUUACCCUUCUCAAGCGCAUGCUCGAGAAGUCGGAACUCGACCAGCUCGAUAUGGCUGCCGAGUGUCUCGAUCACAUGGCAGCAGGCAUUGACACGACGGGCGAUGGGCUUUGCUUCCUCAUGUGGGAAAUCUCGCAACCUCGGUCUUUUUCCAUCCAGGAAAAGCUUCACAGGGAACUGCGAGAAAAUCCCCUCAAAUCAUUAGACAAGCUGCCAUACUUGGAAGCCGUGAUAUGGGAGGGACUUAGGUGUUUCCCCGCCAUUCCGAUACUCAACGAAGACGUCUUUCCGGCCCCGGAAACCUUUGACCCAGAGCGGUGGUUAGAUCCGGAAGGCGAUGCGGAUAGGAAGCGGUUGCAGUUUGCAUUUGCAGCCGGAGGUAGGGGUGCAUUGGAAAACAACCAACUAAUCUCGAGCCGCCCGGCGGCCAGCGGUGCCAACUCAGAUUUGAGCGACUUCAAGCAGCAGCGUAAUCACCAGUAA
This is a messenger RNA of Parascedosporium putredinis, 816 nucleotides long. The record is from the annotation of a GenBank genome assembly. NCBI's taxonomy places the organism in Eukaryota, Fungi, Ascomycota, Sordariomycetes, Microascales, Microascaceae.